Armigeres subalbatus is the source of this 2776-nucleotide messenger RNA. Its product is annotated as scavenger receptor class B member 1. Gene Ontology annotation, cellular component: membrane; cytoplasm. NCBI's taxonomy places the organism in Eukaryota, Metazoa, Arthropoda, Insecta, Diptera, Culicidae. The record is from RefSeq and is a predicted model, not a curated record. The coding region runs from base 577 to 2310 and encodes 577 amino acids. The transcript is spliced from 9 exons. Gene Ontology annotation, molecular function: scavenger receptor activity.
AUAUAUAAGUACUGUGGCUAGUGAUGCUGUGCUCCUAUUUUAUCGAAUACAAGCAAGUAACGAGGAUCUCGCGUUCUUUCGUCUUUCGAAUCCUGGAAAGGUCGGUUUUUUCGUCGUGAAGUGAAAUAAGCUCUUGAUUGAGUUGAUGUGCGGCAAGUUUGAUAAAGGGAACAAGUGAAUUUGAAUCUAUGAUAUAUUUUGAAUUUUGAAAAGUUUGACUGAAGUGAGUUGAAGAACAUUGUAUGAUCGGAUGUGUUCAGUAGAAACGUGCUGAAUUGCAAUGAAUUAAAACCGAUGGGGAAUUGAGAUAGUGCCUGUGAAAAGUGAAUAAUCACACAUAACUAAUGUUUGAUGCGAUUUGAUUGUUCAUACAUUACACUUUACUUAAGUUGUGCGUGUGGAUAAUUAUUGAUCAAUCAAAAUAAAGCGAAGAACAACAAAAAUUCUGACGUAGAGGAACUAUUGACUCCGUAAAAUAGUCAUUUAGGGGUGCUAGAAAAUGCUUGUCUAGAUGAACAGCUAAGCAUAUAGAGCGUAGCGAUUUGAAUCAUUUGCUGAAAAUAGUUGCUGGCCAAGAUGACGACAACUCCCGUGCUGCCGCUGAAUGCUGGACGAAAAAGGAUUGUCAGAUUAGGAUUCAUCGGAAUGCUAUUCAUCGUACUGGGCUGCGUCAUAGUGGUGCUUAACCCAACCGAUCUGGUCGUGAACAACAUGCUGAGUAUGAAUGAAGGUUCAUACUUGUAUAGGCUAUGGAAGAAACCACCGCUGGAAGUGUUCAUUAGCAUUUACGCGUUCAAUGUGACUAACGUCGAUGCAUUUAUGCGCGGUACUGAGAAAAUGAAGGUGGAAGAACUUGGACCGUACGUGUAUCAGGAGUUCUUGGAAAACCAUAAUUCAACUUUCAACGCAAACGGAACACUGAGUUUUACUCCUACUCGUCGGCAAGUAUUUGUACCUGAUCGGUCGAUUGGAGAUCCCAAACAUGAUCUGAUAAUCGUCCCAAAUAUCGCAUAUCUUGGUGUAGCCAGUGCAGCCUAUCGUAUGUCUGCCUGGGCUUCUAUUGCUGUUGCUGCCGCUUUGAAACCCCUAGGAAUGAGUCCAUUUCUCAACAUCACUGUUCAUGAUCUUCUCUGGGGAUAUGAAGAUCCAUUAGUUCAAGUGGCCUCUACUCUUCUUCCGAACAUCAUUCAUUUCAAGAAGAUUGGUAUUCUCGAUCGUAUGUUCGACGACGGCUUGGAUACUGUUACCAUCAACCUACCGGAAGCGAUUCAAAAGUUGCACAAAACCAAAAUUGUAGCGGACGUUUCCCAAGAAGAGAUAGACUCCGUAGAGGGCGAUUACUUCGAGGGCGAUGCAUUGCAACUGGCUGCCGAAGAGGAAGCCGAAGAAACGGACGAUCCCAUUCGGAACUACUCGAUCGAUCUGUGGAACGGCUCACCGGGGCUUGCACACUGGGGUUACGUGGGGAAAGAUCAUUGGGAUGCGGAGAGACGUAACACUCCAUGCAACACACUACAGGGAUCCUACGAUGGAACGGUAUUUCCUCGGAACAUAUCUAAAACAGAAAUUUUCAAGGUCUACCGGAAGGCGUUUUGCCGAACGUUGCCAAUAGCAUUCGAACGGGAAGGUAUGCACGACGGUAUCAAGGCUUACUGGUUCUCAAUUCAGGAGAAUGCAUUUGAGAGUUCACUGGAAGAUCCAUAUACGGCGUGUUACUGCCGCAACGGUCAUUGUUUGCCGAAAGGUUUGGGGGAUCUGAGCCCCUGUUGGUAUAAUAUUCCAGUAGCUGUAUCGUUGCCUCAUUUCUACAAGGGAGAUCCAGCGUUAUCGGAAGCUAUCGAUGGUUUGAAGCCCGAAAAGGAGCUUCACGACGCAAUUAUUAUUAUGCAACCUCAACUAGGAAUACCUAUGACGGCAAGCAUCAGAGUACAGAUUAAUCUGUUAACAAACGUUAAAUUUAUAUCGGAUUUGAAACCUCUGGACAAAAAGGUGAUCCCAUUACUGUGGGCACAAGUGGAGGUGGAAAAACUUACGCCGGAAAUCGUGAUGCUGCUACACCUGCUGUUCGACGUUGCACCGUACCUGCAGACGGGGUGUGUGUACCUGCUGUCGCUGUUGGGAGUUUCGCUACUCGCCACCACGGCGCUGAUGCUGCUCUAUACUCGCCACGCAACGCUCGAGUACGACCCUCGCAAAUCGAUCCGAUACUCAACCGUCAGCAUGAUACCGUUCCCACUGCGGAAGGAGCUGGAGAAGUACGGCGAAGGUGAAAUCCGACGAGAGGCGUUGCUGAUCGAAAAUGAGCCGUAAUGCAGAGUUGUUCCGCGCCGCAUUGAUUGGGGAUGAUUUUUCUCGUGCCUCUAUGGGACGAGUGGGAUCGACAUCGUUAAUUAUUCUUAUAGAAUACACCAAACAUUGUGAUAUUUGCAUCUAUGAUAAGGCGAUGGUUCGAUAUUAGUUAUAUUGUCUAUUGUAUUAUAGAAAACGUACACGAGGAAUGAGUGCGAGCAUAUAUGGGGUAUGAUAGGUUAAAAUCCAUGAACUGAACAUUUAGGCUAUAAAACGCUGUGAUGCUAAUUAUUCUUCAUCAAUGACAUUGCUUUUCCUUUAACAGUUUUAACAACGGGUUUCAGAAAACAGGAUUAUAAUCGGAGAAUUUCUUUCAGUAACAAAGGGAAUGUAAGAACUCGAAGCGAGAUCAAUGCGAAUGAUUUUUGUAUCCAAUGUGCUGUACUGAACAAUGGCUUCGAAAUAAAUGACUCUUGCAAAUGGUUUG